UAUAGACUUGAUUCUUCUUGAGCCCUACUCCUCUUCCUCCUUCACCUACUCCUCACCACUCAGUCUUCCCACGUCGUACUUCCACUAUCGACGCCACUGCCAGUGCCUCUCCUUCCUCCCCCCGCCUCUUUUCGUUUCUUUUCUCCCCUUCAUCAGUAUUGUUUCCUACCUCCAAUUUCGAACCAAAUGCCCACUCCGACCCCUUUCGCCCACGAUGGCCUACAUCGAGCCACGCCUCAUCCACCUGCUGAACGAUGCGAACACGCCGCAGCUCGCUCACGCUGAUCUCCCGCCUCUUCGCCUGGCCUUCUCCCGCCCCUCCGAGCGACCUUUUCCCCUCGAGCCUGACACGAGCCAUCGCGAAGACCAGUCCAACGGGCCGUCCCUCGCCACCAGCCAUGGGGCCCUACCACCCAAUGCUGGAGCUGUCGAUGACGGCUUCUCGGUACGGGAAUCGAGAAAGGAUGAUGAUUUCGCGUUGGAUAGGGUAGCGGUUAACGGCUCUACCACGACGCACUUACAGCUACGCCUACUCCUUGGCGAAGAUCGAGACGCGACAGACUCCUCCUUCUCUCUAAGCAAAAUUCUAGACGAGGUGCCCGACAACAGCAAGGAUGAUACGGCCACGAAGAAGAGACACCGCACCAUCACUGCCAAGGACGAUUUCGUACAACUUCCACAGCCGGUCAAGAAACAAAAACCAAUUCAGCCACAGGUCAUGCCGGCUAUGCCGCCCAUCAUCAAUGGCUUACACGAGCCCCCCCCCGAUGCUGCUCUCUUCCCGCCAAUUGCCUCCAACGACUUUAACGAACCCGAGAGUAACCAACUGAAGCCGAUACGAGACUUCGCUCCUGCGCCUGAAGAGAAAGAGACAGAGAGACUCGCUGAGACCGAGUCGACGUCGGCAAAGAAUGCAAAAGCCAAUGGUGGCAAAACCAGAAAGAAGGCCAUGAAACCGAGGAGGAAGUGGUCCGAGGCCGAGACGAAUCACUUGCUUCUUGGGGUGAAUCGCCACGGCGUCGGCAAAUGGACCGACAUCCUUGCGGAUCCCGACUUCAACUUCAACGAUCGCACUGCAGGCGACCUCAAGGAUCGAUUCCGUACCUGCUGUCCUAAUGAGCUGCGCAGGAGCAACAGUGACCCCAAGAUUGCGUCUUCCGCGGUGCCGCCAACGACCUCGACCGAGGCGAAGACGAAGGCGAAGACUGGGCUCUUGUCCGAAAACAUACUUAUUGCCCAGGAAGAGCCCAUCUUGGGGGACCAACAGCAGAUGACGCAAGCCGACUUGGACGCGUUCCCCAAGAUGAAGAAGAGUCGGGCCCAUCGGAAGAAGCUGGAAGACUUGGCCGAGCUGGGCAUCCACGGACCGUUCAAAAAGUCACACAGGCGUGAACGGCGGCCUUUCACAGACCAAGAUGAUAAACAGAUACUCGAAGGACUAGACAAAUACGGGCCCGCCUGGACCAAGAUUCAGAGAGACCCACGCUUCAGUCUCUCGGGACGGCAACCAACAGAUCUCAGGGACAGGGUACGGAACAAAUACCCUAGUGUGUACGCAAAGAUUGAAAAAGGCUUGUUUCAACCCCAAGAUGGAAGAGGAAGUGAUACACUCGAGCCCACGGUCAGUAUGAGCAUCGCCAACAAUUUCCAGCCGAACAGGCCGCCCCCAAUGGAGGCAACGUUGAACCGGAGCAAUUCUAAGGAGGAUUUGCCCAGAUGGCCACUAUCUGUCAUUGACAAUGGGGAAUUGGCCGUUGUCCCUCAGGCCUUUGACUUUGGCGAAACGACAACAGCCGCGUUUAUGGGCAGCGCGGGUGAGAUGGACAUCUCUCGUCUGUUGUUGGACGACUCGCAGGUUGGAAGCUCGGCGCGAUAUGCGCCUGAUCAGACAUCUGACUCGAUGUCGCCCUGAUUGAUUUGUUGUUGGGAAUCGGGCGUCGAGAAAGGCUGUUGUGGAGUCAGCUGUGCGAUGACUCUCGACAUAUUUUCGAUGACCAGAGAUUUCCUCACAGACGCGAUAUUAACGCAUGUUUUGCACAUAUACACCAGGUGUUUGCCUGGAACUUGGAAAUGCUGGGGUUUUUUCAUGGAACUUUUAGAAUCAAAAAGCGUCGCGGGUUGUUUUCUUGCGUGGCGUACAUGGGGGUGAGGACGGGGCGCUUUGCUGCCUCGAAGUUCGUUUCUGGACAUUGAACCAAACUAGUAUCUCCGUAAUUUCGUCACGGAGACCAGGCGCGUAAUCGGAUACCUCGGAUCGAAGACGUGGAAAAGGAAUUAGGGAGGUUAGACGGCGAACUACAGUCGCUUCUUCUGCACAAGAUCGUGAGCCCCCCCGCGGCACCACUGCUCCGAAACCAAGAACCUGCUGUUCGAGUAUAAGGUCAAGAAAGCCAUUGUGAAUUGAAGUGUCCGUAC
This is a messenger RNA of Colletotrichum destructivum, 2415 nucleotides long. Its product is annotated as Putative SANT/Myb domain, Homeobox-like domain superfamily protein. The coding region runs from base 215 to 1912 and encodes 565 amino acids. The record is from RefSeq and is a predicted model, not a curated record. The transcript has a single exon. Lineage: Eukaryota; Fungi; Ascomycota; Sordariomycetes; Glomerellales; Glomerellaceae.